Aspergillus fijiensis CBS 313.89 is the source of this 543-nucleotide messenger RNA. RefSeq lists its product as uncharacterized. The transcript is spliced from 2 exons. The record is from RefSeq and is a predicted model, not a curated record. Lineage: Eukaryota; Fungi; Ascomycota; Eurotiomycetes; Eurotiales; Aspergillaceae. The coding region runs from base 337 to 543 and encodes 68 amino acids.
CCUUGGGAGACAGGGGCUUGCAACAAAUGAACUCCGGAACAGCUUUUAAGUCUUGUGAUUUAGGCAAAGAUGCCCCCGGUGUUUCUGGAGAAUAAGAGAAAAACAGAUGCCUGCUUUGACCUCGGUGUGUUAUCUUCGACUGUGUUUAUGCUGAGCAUGUUCUAGCAAGGAAAUCUAUUGUCAAUAGGGGGCAGGCAUUUGCGAGGUAGUGUUACUGUUUGACUUGGGGAUAUUAUCUGGCAAUGAAGCUUGAGUCUCUAUCCUAGAUGCUGUCAACAACCUCUUCUUCAGUUCUGGCAUAUCGUUCGUCUAUCGCAGGUCGAUAAUUGAGCUAAGAUGUGCAGUUUCCAGGUCCGCGUUUAUGGCUGCGGCCACUAUGUCAAGAAUCUCUCCAACCCGUGCAAGGAUGCUGAACGCCGCCAAUCCGUGUGCGAAACCGGCAUCACCGAGAUCGCCUGCACGACCGGCACGCGUUAUUGCGGCAUACCUGGCUGUGAUCGAAAGCAACGCCUCAGGCGGGAGGGACCACUGGAAAUCAGGUGA